CCCAGGAUUUCUGGGGCAUUGGCCGCGCCUCUGGGUGAUCCCUCCGGGCUCAAGUCACAAGGGGGCGGGCCCUGGCCGGAGGUGGAGUCUCCCGCCAAUUCAAGCUUUGGCUAUAAAUUGAGCUCCCUGAGCCGACGAAGACCAGAUGCCUCGCCAGGCCGCCUCGCGGUUGGUGGUCGGAGAAGGUGAAGGACCCCCGGGGGCUUCGGGGCCUGCGGCCACCAUGUUCCGCUCCCUGCUGCUUCACUCUCUGAGGCUCUGCGCCCAGACCGCCUCGUGCCUCGUGCUCUUCCCGCGCUUCCUAGGCACGGCCUUCAUGCUCUGGCUUUUAGAUUUCUUGUGCAUUCGCAAGCAUUUCCUGCGCCGUCGCCAUCCUGACCACCCUGAGCCCGAAGUAGAGCUCAACAGUGAAGGCGAGGAGGUGCCCGCCGAUGACCCACCCAUCUGUGUAUCAGACGACAACCGUCUGUGCACCCUGGCCUCGCUCAAGGCCGUGUGGCAUGGCCAGAAGUUGGAUUUCUUCAAGCAGGCCCACGAGGGUGGCCCUGCACCUAACUCGGAGGUCAUCCGGCCUGAUGGCUUCCAGAGCCAGCGCAUCCUCGACUAUGCACAGGGGAGCCGCCCACUAGUGCUCAAUUUUGGCAGCUGUACCUGACCACCGUUCAUGGCGCGAAUGAGCGCCUUCCAGCGUCUGGUCACCAAGUACCAACGUGAUGUUGACUUUCUCAUCAUCUACAUCGAGGAAGCCCACCCAUCCGACGGCUGGGUCACCACAGAUUCGCCCUACACCAUCCCACAGCACCGCAGCCUGGAGGACCGUGUCAGCGCCGCAAGGGUACUGCAGCAAGGUGCACCUGGCUGUGCUCUGGUCCUGGACACCAUGGCCAACUCCAGUAGUUCCGCAUAUGGUGCCUAUUUUGAGCGUCUCUACGUCAUCCAGAGUGGCACCAUCAUGUACCAGGGAGGCCGUGGCCCCGACGGGUACCAGGUGUCUGAGUUGCGCACUUGGCUGGAGCACUAUGAUGAGCAGUUGCACGGUACUAGGCCACGUCGAUUCUAAAUAACCAAGGGACAAUUGACUGACAUGGGAGAUCUGGGUCUUCGGGCCUUCGAAGCCCACAUGCUCGCGCUACAAAUGAAGUCAAAGUUGUUGGGGUACCCAUGGCACAGAUGCGCACAGAACUCAGGCUGAGUCUGGCUCUCAGCCACCUAAUGACUUAACAUCCCUGGGACUCUGCUAUAUUUGCACCUGCUUGGCUUGCUCUCAGAAGCAUUGCUGUGACUCGAACCGGCAGCUUUGUCCCUGCUGGACUUUCUCACACCUGCUCCCCAGGGCUCCUUCAGGAAUGCGCGACUGUCCCUAGCAUCUCACAGCUCAGACUUGUUGGCCACGCCCGCGCGCCCUGAGCGCAGCUGGGUUCCAGCAGCGCCACAGACUCUUUUGCUAGUUGCCUGGCACCCACCUGUCGCGCGCAUAGGGAGCCCUGCUGCUUUUGUGUUUAUUUCUUGUCCCUGGAUUGGGGGAGGGGCUCGGGAUAGGGAAAGGGUGGGCAGGGUAUUUUCCCCGCCUAGC
Molecule: messenger RNA, 1573 nt
Organism: Cricetulus griseus (Chinese hamster)
Lineage: Eukaryota; Metazoa; Chordata; Mammalia; Rodentia; Cricetidae
Gene: Dio3
Product: iodothyronine deiodinase 3
Molecular function (GO): thyroxine 5'-deiodinase activity
Source: RefSeq, marked validated